AUGGCCGCCAGCAGCUUCAGUACUUCUCCCUUCCUCAUCUCCGCGCUCUUGCUUUCCUUUCUCCUCAUAUUCCACUCCGACAACAACAUCCGCCGCGCCGCCGCCGUCAGGGUCACGACCUGCACCCGGCCUUCGUCUCCGUCGUCGUCCACGUCGACAUCAUCGUCGUCUCCGUCGUCGUCCACGUCGACGUCCACGUCGUCGUGCGUCCACGAGCAGUCGAGGAACGUGAUCCGGCGGUGCGCGAGGCUGAUCUCGAAGACGGGUGCGUCGCUCGACGAGCCGUCGGCGGAGUGCUGCGACGCCGUCCGGAAGGCGAAGCUGCUGCCGUGCCUGUGCUCGUACAUCACGAGGGACAUGGAGGACCUCGUCGACGUCGGGAAGGUGGUCGGCGUCUUCGCCUCCUGCGGCAAGACUGUUCGCCCCGGCACCAAAUGCGCGAGUGUUACAUUGUUCCAAACGUAUGAGAGAAGAGGAGAGAAAGAAGCAAAGAGAUGGACAGCUGACGGCGGGCUACCAAAUUAGAUUUUUAUAUAAUACGCUAACUUUUAUCUCCGAGACAUUGUUGUUUACUUACUUUACGUGAAGGUUUAGAUAUAUGUUUUUG
This is a messenger RNA of Linum tenue, 607 nucleotides long. The record is from the annotation of a GenBank genome assembly. NCBI's taxonomy places the organism in Eukaryota, Viridiplantae, Streptophyta, Magnoliopsida, Malpighiales, Linaceae.